AUGUGUUCAUUCCCGGUAAGGCAGCAGCAUCAACUGCACAGACCAGCAACAACAGAGCCAGUUCUGGCACCUAUUGCUGGGCCAUCAACUGUGUUCCAUGCAGAAUCACAACAGAACAGGGGAUCACAUUUCACGCCUCCCCAACGUCCCAAUGCCCUAGCGGUAAACCCAACUCCCCACUGUCCCGAUCCUGGUGGCCAAACCCGCCUCUCCACCGUCCCGAGCCUUAGUGGACCAAACCGCCUUCCCACUGUCGAAACGCCCCCGUGGCCAACUCACCUCCCCACUGUCGCUGUGCUCCAGUGGCCCAACCUGCCUCCCAACCGUCCCCCACUCCCCAGUGGCCCAAUCUGCCUACCCACUGUCCUCCUGCCACCAUCCCCAGCAGCCCAAAUGGCUCAGCACUGUCCCCACGCUCCUGCAGCCCAACCCACCUUGCCACUGGCCCCCUGCCUAACCCACAUCCUACCGUCCCUGGUGGCCCAACCUGCCUCCCCACUGUCACUGUACCUUGGCAGCCUAACCUGCCUCGCAACUGUCACCAUGGCCUGGCAGCCCAAUAUGGCUCCCCAAUGUCCCUGA
This is a messenger RNA of Macrobrachium nipponense, 582 nucleotides long. RefSeq lists its product as uncharacterized. The record is from RefSeq and is a predicted model, not a curated record. Lineage: Eukaryota; Metazoa; Arthropoda; Malacostraca; Decapoda; Palaemonidae. Bases 1 to 582 code for a protein of 193 amino acids. The transcript has 2 exons.